AUGCAUAAAUUGAAAAAAGAGAUUCUGUUUUGGAAGUACUUAAUUUUAUUCAUUACUUUUUUGCUUAUAUGUAGGUGCAACAUCCAUUACCAUGACUUUAUUCUGAGAGAAGCUAAUUUUACAAGGUUAUGUAGCACGAAGAGCAUGUUAAUAGUGAAUGACAGUUACCCAGGACCAGUGAUUCAUGUUCAUAGAGGAGACAUGGCGUUUGUUAACGUUCACAAUCAAGGAAAUUAUGGUGUCACUAUUCAUUGGCAUGGAGUGAAGCAACCAAGAAAUCCAUGGUCAGACGGACCAGAGUAUAUCACACAGUGUCCCAUUAAGCCUGGAACAAACUUCACCUACGAGGUCAUAUUUUCUAGUGAAGAAGGAACCCUCUGGUGGCAUGCUCAUAGUGAUUGGACAAGAAGCAGUGUCCAUGGUGCCAUUGUCAUUUAUCCUGCAAUUGGAACUACUUACCCCUUUACGAAGCCUGAUGAUGAAGAAAUUAUUGUAAUUGGAUCAUGGUAUAACGGAGAUAUCAACAAAGAAGUUCUUGAGGAUCUCCAAACUGGUGUGGACAUGCCAGAGUCUGAUGCUUUUGUUAUCAAUGGCCAACCAGGAGAUUUUAGCGAAUGCUCGAAUGGAACAACAACGUAUCGCAGGCUGAUUGAUUCUGGUAAGACCUAUCUUCUUCGCAUUGUCAACGCAGCAAUGAAUGCAGAUCUCUUCUUUGCUAUUGCUCAACACAACAUCACAGUUGUUGGAAUGGAUGGAAACUACCUCAAACCCAUAGCAACACCUUAUAUUGUAAUAUCCCCUGGACAAACUAUGGAUGUUUUACUCUCAGCAAAUCAGUCUUUGGGUCAAUACUAUAUGGCCACGAGAGAAUAUCACAGUGCAGAUUAUAGCGAUUAUGACGCAACAAAUGCUACUGCAAUUCUCGAGUAUAGAGGCAACUAUACUCCUCCAGCUUACCCUUCCUUCCCAUCUUAUAAUCUUCCUUCAAGUGAUGACUUUGUUGCAGCAAACAAUUUCUUGGAUCGACUAAGGAGCAUGGCAAGUCCAGAAUAUCCGGUAAAGGUCCCGGAAGAUAUCACUACCAGGAUGUUCAUAGUAGUUUCUAUGAAUAUGAUUCUUGUUGCUAAUGGUUCAUUAGAGGGGAUCACAGAAUAUUAUAAGCUCGCUUCAAGCAUGAACAAUAUCAGUUUUGUGAACCCUGCAACCGAUGUGAUGGACGCCUAUUAUUGGAACAUGAGUGGGUUUUAUACCACAGAUUUUCCUGACCAGCCAUCUUCUUAUUUCAACUUCACAGAAAGUGAUGUUCUUCUUAAUGCUUCAUCAACAGUAAAAGGAACCAAGGUGAAGAUUUUGAAUUAUAACGAAGCAGUGGAGAUAAUAUUCCAAGGGACCAAUUUCUUGGAUGCAUCAGAGGCUCACCCAAUGCACUUGCAUGGCUAUAACUUCUUUGUUGUCGGAACAGGGUACGGGGAUUUUGACCCGGAAAUUGAUCCAAAAGGGUACAAUUUGGUUGAUCCACCUCAACUGAAUACAUUUGCAGUCCCCAAGAAUGGAUGGCUUGCCAUCAGAUUUGUAGCCACCAAUCCAGGUGUAUGGUAUUGGCAUUGUCAUUUUGAUCGACAUCUAAGUUGGGGAAUGAGCACAGUUUUUAUUGUAAAGAAUGGUGACACUCCUGAGACAAGCGUUCGCGAUCCCCCUGCUAACUUGCCUCAAUGUGAAGUUCCAUUAACUAAUUGGCUCAAACAAUUUUAUCAUUCAGACGGAGAAGUAUAUAUAAAUUAAAUGGCAAUUGAUUAGGAUGUUGCUGAAAGCCUUGCACGGCCAUAUUGAAUUUUCCUUCUUUUUUUUUUUUUUUUUUUUUUUUUUUUUUUUUUUGCCUCGGAUCAUGUUGUGACCGGGUUUUGAUCCUAUUUGUAAAGACUAUAUAUAUAUUAUAUUAUAUUAUAUUAAAAAAAGAGAGAUAAUAACUGUUAUUUUCCCACUUUCCCCGACAUAGCCACUUAAAUUUUCGUUCUCAUUAUUAAAUACCAACGUUUAACUCUUUGUUGAGUAGAAACAGUUGAUUUUCAUUCUCA
Molecule: messenger RNA, 2075 nt
Organism: Cornus florida
Lineage: Eukaryota; Viridiplantae; Streptophyta; Magnoliopsida; Cornales; Cornaceae
Product: putative laccase-9
Exons: 9
Coding region: 1-1782 (593 amino acids)
Biological process (GO): lignin catabolic process
Cellular component (GO): apoplast
Molecular function (GO): copper ion binding; hydroquinone:oxygen oxidoreductase activity
Source: RefSeq, a predicted model, not a curated record